Molecule: messenger RNA, 554 nt
Organism: Dermatophagoides pteronyssinus (European house dust mite)
Lineage: Eukaryota; Metazoa; Arthropoda; Arachnida; Sarcoptiformes; Pyroglyphidae
Source: RefSeq, a predicted model, not a curated record
AAAGCGAAUGUUAAAUGAUAAACUGUUAUUAUUAUUAUUUUUGUUUUUUUGAUCACCAACUAACGACAACAAAAAUGUCUCAACUUUUGAAAUUAUCAAUAUUUUCCUGUAUGCUGUUGGUGGUAGCCGCCAAUACAAAUACAAAAAGACAAUUACCAUUAUCACUUCCACAAAUAACAACAGUACCAUUACCAUUACCAAUACAAUUACCGAUUCCAACACCAGAAAUUAUACCGGUACCAACACAAUUACGUUUACCAAUACCAUCACCUGUACCAACACCUGUACAAGUACCACUUAAAAUUCCAUUAUCUAUACCACAAUUUGUUCCAACACCAGUACCAUUAAGAAUUCGAUUACCGAUACCAGUUCCAGUACCAAUACCAGUACCAGUACCUGUACCAGUUCAAUCACCAGUACCAGUUCCAGUUGGUGGUGCUACUGUUGCUGCUGCUGCUUCUCCAUUAGGAUUAGGUGGAUUAGGUUUAUUACGUAAAACCAAUGAACAUUCAAAAGUUUCAUCAUUGAAACAUUAAGAAAAAAAAUGUGAUUUU